AUAGUCUUGACUUUUCUAAUGGGUUUGGCAAAUCAUUCGCUUCAACUCUAUGCGGUGUUAUAGUUCAUAGUGUCGCAACCAUCGCAUUUGGAAAUUAUUUAUCUGCUACCACAGGCUUAUUUCUGACUUUCUUUCGAAGUCCUGACAGAAAAGAUUAUUCAUGGUCCGCUCAACUAAGAAAAUACGUAGUUCUCUCCGCAUCCGCACAAUUAUUAGGAGUAAUAUGUCUUAUGACCUACAUGACAACUAGAUUCUUCAUGCUUAAUAAUGAUGUUUUGCCUGAGUUUCUUCAUAGGUCCUCAAUAGCCAUGUAUAUUGUUUGUGCUGCGAGUGCUUUUACUUCUUUUGUAAGGAUUAUUUAUCUUACUAGCGUUACUUGGCCCUAUUUACCAAACUACCAUUAUGCUGCUAGUACAGAACGUCAGAAAAAAAUUCAAA
Dentiscutata erythropus is the source of this 438-nucleotide messenger RNA. NCBI's taxonomy places the organism in Eukaryota, Fungi, Glomeromycota, Glomeromycetes, Diversisporales, Gigasporaceae. The record is from the annotation of a GenBank genome assembly.